Messenger RNA from Miscanthus lutarioriparius, 1065 nucleotides. The record is from the annotation of a GenBank genome assembly. NCBI's taxonomy places the organism in Eukaryota, Viridiplantae, Streptophyta, Magnoliopsida, Poales, Poaceae.
AUGGCGGCCCGUGGAGCCAUUGCCGCUCUGCUGGUGGUGGCCCUGGCUCUGGCGCUGUCGUCCGGCACGGCAUCGGCGGCGGGGAUAUUCUUCCGGAGGCCCAGCAAGCAGGGCCCGACGACAUCGACGCCGGGGGACCCCAAGAACCCCCCGCGCAACGGCAAGUUCUCCACCGUCGUCACCAACCGGUACCACAAGCGCGACUUCGAGAUCACCUGCACCACCGACUGGGGCGCCUCCUGCUACGUCAAGUGCCCCGCCCGCUGCCCCAACAAGUGCCUCGCCUACUGCGCCUACUGCCUCACCUUCUGCCUGUGCGAUCUGAUGCCGGGCACCUCGUGCGGCGACCCGCGGUUCACGGGCGCCGACGGCAACACCUUCUACUUCCACGGGAAGAAGGACGAGAGCUUCUGCCUCGUCUCCGACGACCGCCUCCACAUCAACGCGCGCUUCAUGGGCAACCACAACGCCGACUCCGGCCGCGACUUCACCUGGGUGCAGGCGCUGGGCGUCACCUUCGGCGGCGCCGACGGCGCCGACGGCCACAGGCUCUACGUGGGCGCGCGCAGGGCCGCCGAGUGGGACGAGGACGAGGACCACGUGGUGGUGGCGCUGGACGGCGAGCCCGUGGACGUCGAGCCCGCCAAGGGCGCGCGGUGGGCGUCGAGGGCCGUGCCGGGACUGUCCGUCACCCGCACCGACGCCGUCAACGCCGUUGUCGUGGAGCUGGACGGCGUGUUCGCCAUCUCCGCCAACGCCGUGCCCAUCACCGACGAGGACUCCCGCGUCCACGCCUACGGCAAGACGAGCGGGGACUCGCUCGUGCACCUCGACGUCUCCUACCAGUUCCCCGGCGGCCUGACGAAGGACGUCGACGGCGUGCUCGGACAGACCUACCGCCCGGACUACGUGAACAAGCUCGAUAUCGGCUCCAAGAUGCCCAUCAUGGGCGGCGCCGACAAGUACCGCUCGUCGGGUCUCUUUGCCACGGACUGCGCCGUCUCCCGGUUCCACCACCGCGUCGGCGGCGGUGCUGACGCCGGCUUCACCUCCUUCGCCUCGUAA